Messenger RNA from Peronospora matthiolae, 714 nucleotides. The record is from the annotation of a GenBank genome assembly. NCBI's taxonomy places the organism in Eukaryota, Oomycota, Peronosporomycetes, Peronosporales, Peronosporaceae.
AUGGGCGAGCUUGUGAGUAUUCUGGGACUUCGGGAAAUAAACACUCCAGCGAACGGCAAUUGUUUGGCGAUAGCUCUUGCUCAAGCGGUGGCUGAGUCUGCCUUGACCGCCCCUACCAAGGACCAGGAGCUUCUCACGGCUUGCAUUAAACGAGGUAUCACGUGUACAGGACUCUUGAACUUGGAAGAUCAGGUCCCUCACGACUUGCGGGUGCAGGCACUUAAGAACGUGGGCCGUGGGUGGGCGUCGAUGACGCGCACAGAGUCGGCUUCUCAAUUCCGCUGGUUUUUGACGGACUUCGCGGCCACCCCAUCGGGGCGAACUUCGCAUGUGCCUACGGACUGUUGGGGGGGCAGUGACACACUCGGCAUGGCAGCCACGUUUUUACAGAGAGACAUCUUUGUCGUUCAACGCGAAGAAGCCACCCCUCAGUGGCGUUGCCGCAAGUAUCACCCCGUUUCGAUGACUGUACGGGGACGGGCGGUGGCUUCUGUAAAAGAGUACCCCCUUUCUAUUAUGGCGUGUAUCGACGAGCUGCAGGCUACCAAAGUCGGGGCGAGUCAGGCUCUACCGUUAGUGUUGCGGUUUGGCGGCAGCCACUACUCGGCAUUUCUCCAUUCAGCGGGGAGUGGCCGAUCCGUUAAACCUUACCGAUACCCAGGACGGGCCGAGUGCGUCGACUCAGGAUCCGGUCCACUCCUUCGGGGACACUAG